GAAAUCAACUUACACAAAUCUUCAACCCAAAGGCCAAUCAUAAGCUGCAGGUCCAAAUGAUCAUUAGCAUGUCUAAUUAAUCGCAAAUAACACGUUGGGAUUAGUAUUACCGUUAACAAGAAAGCAACAAAAAUUGCAAAAUAAAAUAUUUGAAGGACAAAACACACACGAAAUUAUAGCCUAAACACGUCUCUCCUUCAUAUCCAUUUUGACUCCUCUUUUUGAAUCCCCUAAACCCCAAAUUUGAUCCCUGAUUGAUUCCAAGACUUGGAUGGAGGUGAAUAGUAUUCUGUUAAUUGGAAACCCUAAAUUGAAGUGCAAAAUUUGGUAAAAAUGUUUCGGUGGAAUUUUGCAAGGUCUGCAGAGACGUUGUUUUCUCGAUGGGCAAUAAAGAGGGUUUGUAAGUUCCUUUUGAAGAAGAAAUUGGGGAAAUUUAUACUUGGUGAUAUUGAUCUUAAUCAGCUAGAUGUGCAGCUAAGUGCUGGUACUAUUCAGCUAUCUGAUCUUGCUCUCAAUGUUGAUUAUCUCAAUCAAAAGUUUGGUUCCACAGCAGCCAUAUAUGUGCAAGAAGGGUCAAUUGGCUCUCUGCUUAUGACAAUGCCUUGGAAAGGGGAUGGUUGCCGGAUAGAGGUGGAUGAACUUGAACUUGUGCUUGCUCCUGAGGCAAACUUUUCUCGAAGCACACUUGGAAAUUGUCUGUCAACUCAAAAUGGUGCUGCUUCGGUCAACCAAGAUUCGGGAAACCAUAAUGAUGAUGCUGUUGACGGUUGUGGUGCUAAAACAACUGCUUUUGAUGUUCAUGAAGGAGUCAAGACCAUUGUUAAAAUGGUUAAAUGGUUGCUCACUAGCUUUCAUGUAGAAGUUAGAAAAUUGAUCAUAGCAUUUGAUCCCUGUUUAGGUGACGAAAAGCGGAAAGGGCUUUGCAGAACCGUAGUAUUAAGAGUAAGUGAGGUGGAAUGUGGGACAUGCAUCUCGGAAGGGGCUUCUCCGGAUAUUGAUGCAGCAGAGGCUAACUUUCUGGGGUUGACUCAAAUGACAAAUUUUAUCAAAUUUAGAGGAGCAGUUCUUGAAUUCCUUCAAAUUGACGAGGUUGUUGAUAAGACACCAAAUCUAUGUGCUUCAGGAACAACUACAGGUGAGUGGUCAAGCAGCUGUUCACCAAAUGUCACAACCCCAAUAAUAACUGGGGAAAGAGGCGGACUUUCAGGGAACCUAAAAUUGACUAUACCUUGGAGAAAUGGUUCCUUAGAUAUCCGCGAAGUGGAGGCAGAUGCUUAUAUUGAUCCUGUGGUAAUCAAACUUCAACCCAGUAGCAUCAGAUGCUUAAUACAUUUGUGGGGAAUUAUCAAAGAUAUGGGUCAGAAGAAAGAUACAGAAUCUUUCCCCUGUGAUUCAGUAAAUACUUGUGAUUCAACAAAGGCAGAUAAUUCCAUGCUCAGUAUGGACGAGGGCCUUCCAGGUUCUAAAGCAUUUCCUGCUGAAUGUACAUUCGAGAGUGAACCAGUGAGGGAAGCCUUGCUGUCUGAGUCGUGUCUUAUAUCGGACUGGGUGAGUAGAAGCCGGAAAGUGAAUGAUGAAGAGGAACCAGAUUUUGGGGAAAGCGUGCACCAGUUUUUUGAAUGCUUUGAUGGGUUGAGAAACUCGCAGUCAGCUUUAGGAAACAGUGGGAUGUGGAAUUGGACUUGUUCAGUUUUUAGUGCAAUAACAGCUGCUUCUAACCUUGCUUCUGGGUCAUUGCUUGUUCCUUCUGAUCAGCAGCAUCUUGAAACCAAUCUUAGGGCAACGGUUGCCAAAGUAUCUCUUCUUUUUUCUUUUAUUGAUGAGGAAGAGAGACAUCGCUGCACCGUGGAUGCUGAUAAAGGGAAUGCUGGUUUUUAUGUUCAUUAUAUAAGUGCAACUUUUCAAGAUUUGCUUCUGGUGUUGCAGGUACGACGCCAGGAAAUGAAUUUUGAAGCAACAGUUCAGCAUGUGGCACUUACUGAUCACUUCUCAAGAAAGGAUGACACAGUUGAUUUCAAAUUGCGUACCUAUAAUAACAUCAAAGAAAUACAAGAUGCAGUUCAAACUGCCCUCCCACCUCUUGAUUGGUCCAGCAAGAAUGUUGAUCCGCAUAAUCCGAGUGCAUCUGCUGCUCCUAAUCUAUUAGGGAUGAAUUUUACAGAUGGGCUCACUCAUCCAAGGAACAAAAUAAGUCUUUUUGCUGACGAUGUUGUGCAGGUAGAAUUGCUUAAGACUUUUGGUGCUAGCGUCUGCCAAGCCACAAUAAGUUCUUCAGGAAAAUCAUUUGUUGGGCCAACAUCUUUUUCAUUGAAGUUUCCACCAUAUAUUUUCUGGGUAAACUUUGAUUUGUUAAGUGAGAUCUCAGAAUUUUUCAAGAAAAUUAAGGAUCCUAUUGAAACGACUAGCACUCUGUCCCAUGAGCAUAGAUGUAUGGGUUCAUCCAAAGGGAAUGAAAGGACUAGCCCUUUCUCUGAUACUAGAAGAAUUUCAGAACAAGAAAGUUUCGGGGGCACUGUAUCUCUUCCAACUGCCAGGAUUAUAUUGUCUUUCCCUCGUGGAAAAUGUGAAGAUUUUAAGAGCUAUUACUCUUGGCAACAGUUUAUUUCUCUUGAUGUAUCUUCACCAUCAGCUCCUGGGGAGAAAGCAACUCGUGCAACUAGAAACAGUGCUGCAGCUAGUUCUAAGAGUCGGAAUUCUGUGGCUAAAUUGUGCUCUUUGUACUUGAAUUUUGGGAAGCUUGCGGUCAACUUAAUCACACCAUCGUCUGGAGAGAAUGCCGAAAGUACCUGUGGAACUAUUCUAAAGUAUAGACUUUUAGCUCAGGAAAUAAUGACCACAUCUAUUGGAAGUGGGCCUUCUGUUAUUACCUUUUCUUGGCAGGACUGUGUCAGGACUGGUCCUUGGAUAAUGAAGAGAGCCAGGCAGCUUGCUUGUUCAGAGAAUGCAAGGUGCUUAGAGAAGUUCAGAGGAAAAGGAUGUGACUUUUCGUCUGUAACCGCUGUCAAGGAUUCUGGAGACUUUGGUAAUAUUACACAAGAAAUGAUUAUAAGCUCUGAGUUCUGCAUUCAUGCACACUUAUCUCCCAUUACAAUUGCUUUAAGCAAAUCAGAAUUUGUGCAGUUAAAUGAUCUUCUGAGUCAGGUGAUUGAUAGGUUAUCAGGACUGGGCUUUGUUCCUGUUGAUACUGAAGAAGUGACUACUGGCUCUCAGUCAUUAGUUCUUGUUGAAUGUGAUUCUGUAACCAUAUCAAUUAAUGAGGAAACUGUGGAGAAGAAUAAUAAGGGUUCACUACAGAAUGAAAUUACUGGUUCUUGGCAUAGCUUUAAACUGGAACUUCCGAAUUUUGGUCUAUUAUCUGUUUCAAAUAUUGGAGGAACAAAUGGUGCUGGCUUUCUCUGGGUAACCCAUGGUGAGGGCAACUUGUGGGGUUCAGUUACAGGGGUUCCAGGUGAAGAGUUUCUCCUCAUCUCCAUCAAUGACACUUCCAGCAGCCGUGGUGAUGGAGAAGGUUCAAAUGUAUUAUCUUCUAAGUUGUCAGGUUUAGAUAUUAUCCACUUUCACGAUCCACAGAGCAGUGCCUUGUCCAUCACUGUCAGAUGUGGCACUGUUGUUGCAGUUGGCGGACGCUUGGAUUGGUUUGACACAAUUUUCUCCUUUUUCGCUCUACCCUCUCCUGAAACUACACCAGUAUGUGAUAGUAAUGCGCAGAAAGAGGAUCGUGAAACUAGUGUCCCUUUUGAAUCUUCUUUUAUCCUUAGCUUGAUAGACAUUGCCUUGAGUUACGAGCCAUACGUAAAUAAAUCGGCGCAUGGUUGUGCUGAUUCUCAGUCAAGUUCUCCCAAAUGUGAGGAAGCAAUAGAUGAGCAGUAUGUAGCAUGUCUGCUGGCUGCAUCUUCCUUGAGGCUUUCCAGUACAACUUUUGCUGAUUCUGUUAUCAGGGAUUACAAAAUUACUGUGCAAGAUCUGGGUCUGCUUCUUUCUGCUAUGCGCGCACCGAGCUGUGCUGGCAGUGUCUACAGUGUGGAGCAUCUUCGCAAGAUUGGAUAUGUUAAAGUUGCGCAAGAUGCGGAUGUUGAAGCUCUUUUGAGAAUCAGUUCUGAAAAUGGGAGUCUUUGGGAAAUUGAUUGUUCAGAGUCACAGAUUGUUCUGAACACUUGCCAUGAUACAACUAGUGGAUUGACACGUUUAGCUGCUCAACUGCAACAGCUUUUUGCACCUGACUUGGAAGAAUCCGUGGUUCACUUGCAGACAAGGUGGAAUGAUGUUCAGCAGGCACGUGAGGGCAAAGAAUUCUGCACUUCUGAUGUGGAUUCUGUAUCAUCAACUUCUGAUAUGCAGCCUAUGACUGGCGAUGCAAGUGGUGAAGGUGGUAAUAUCAACUUGAUGGAUGAAAUAUGCGAAGAUGCAUUUCAGCUGGACCAUGAGGAGGAUGACCAAGCCGAUCAUCGUGAAUCACCCAUUUAUCUUUCACCGAAUAAUAGUUUCAUUGGUGAGACUUUUUAUUACAGUAACGAAGACUCCCCGAGGUUUUUGAAUAGCUCGCCUCUCACUGGCUCAGUUCCUGUUGGUGGGCAAGAAACUAGUGAGGCUCCAUUAUCACCCGAACAGCUACCUCAGUUUAUUGAAGAAUAUUUCCUGUCUGACCUAUGUCCUCUGUCUGAACUAGCAUUGACAAACCAAUCCUCGAAGGAUAUUCCUAGAUACACACCUAGUCCUUUAAGGAGUGGUGAUGACUUAAGGGGAAAUACUGGAUGGUAUGGGGACAACUGUUUAAGAAUUUUGGAGGAUCAUGUUUCAGAAGUCAACAGAAAAGCUGGUUUGCAGGAGCUGACAGAGUCUGAGGCUUCUAGCAUUUUCAGUGAACCUGAUGAAACUAAAAAUGUUAAGGGUCGCAUAGUUCUUAAUAACAUGAAUAUCAUCUGGAGAUUGUAUGCGGGAUCCGACUGGCAAAAUGUUCAGAGUAAUGCACAGCAAUCUACAGGAACUUGUGGGCGGGAUACAACUAUUUGUUUAGAACUGACACUGUCUGGCAUGCGAUUUCAGUAUGACAUCUUUCCUGAUGGUGGAACUCGGGUAUCUAGGCAGUCCAUAACAGUUCAUGAUUUCUGUGUUAAGGACAACAGCAAUGCUGCCCCUUGGAAACUGGUGCUGGGGUACUAUCAAUCAAAAGGCUGUCAAAGGAAGUCUUCUUCCGAAGCAUUUAAGCUGGAUCUUGAAGCAGUAAGACCUGAUCCUGCUAUCCCUCUUGAAGAGUACCGGUUACGCAUCGCUUUCCUCCCAAUGCGUUUGCAUCUUCAUCAAAACCAGUUAGAUUUUCUCAUCAGCUUCUUCGGAGGAACAAAGUCAGCAGUUACUCCCUCCCAAAGUACUUCACAAAAUCUGAGUAAAUCAGAAAUAGUAGCAAAGAGCACUAAAUUUGGGGGUCAUGCAGUCAUUGAAGAGGCAUUGCUCCCUUAUUUUCAGAAAUUUGACAUCUGGCCUGUUCAUCUUCGGGUUGACUAUAGCCCUUGCCGUGUUGAUUUAGCUGCAUUAAGGAGUGGCAAGUAUGUCGAACUUGUUAACCUUGUACCAUGGAAGGGGAUUGACCUGCACCUCAAACAUGUUCAAGCUCUAGGUGUCUAUGGCUGGAGUGGCAUAUGUGAAAUAAUAAUAGGCGAAUGGUUGGAAGAUAUUUCCCAGAAUCAGAUUCAUAAACUUUUGAAAGGCCUUCCUCCUAUUCGGUCAUUGGUAUCUGUUGGUUCUAGUGCAGCAAAGUUGGUAUCUCUGCCUGUGAAGAGUUACAAGAAGGAUCAAAAAUUGGUAAAAGGAAUGCAAAGAGGUACAAUAGCAUUCCUUAGAAGUAUCUCACUUGAAGCAAUUGGGCUUGGAGUGCAUUUGGCUGCUGGCGCUCAUGAAGUCCUUCUGCAAGCAGAAUAUAUUCUUACAAGUGUUCCACCAUCAGUACCAUGGCCUGUGCAAAGUGUAGGAAACACUGGCGUGAGAUUUAAUCAACCCAAAGAUGCCCGGCAAGGGAUCCAACAGGCUUAUGAAAGUAUGAGUGACGGCUUUAGUAAAUCUGCUUCUGCUUUAAUACGCACUCCCAUCAAACGAUAUCAGCGUGGUGCUGGAAUGGGGACUGCUUUUGCAACUGCUGUCCAAGCAGCUCCAGCAGCAGCCAUUGCCCCGGCUUCUGCCACAGCACGAGCUGUUCAUUGUGCUCUUCUAGGUGUAAGGAACAGCCUCAAUCUGGAGCGCAAGAAAGAGUCUUUGGAGAAAUAUUUGGGGACCUCUCCACCUUAGCAGUACAUGCAGUAGGGAAGUUUCUCCAUCAAGAGCUCCAACAAAAUUUGCAAGCUAACCAGCACUAGUUUUGUAUAGGUGUACAGAUCGUAGGACAAUUAGACAGAUUCUUUUAUCUGAGGAGACAGGUAAUCAUGUAAAUAAUGUAAAUAUCAGAGUGGUGAUCUUAUUUUUUGCUCAUACGGCCGGGCCAUGCCAUUGGUUUCAAUUGUUCGGCUAUGUCAGCUGUCUUAUGAGUAAAUUGUAAAUAUAUUGGUUCCUUGGUUUUGCUGGCAGAAUUGCCAUCUGUACAACGUCGUUUCUUGUAAUUAUCUUCUGUAUAUACAUGUGUAUCCUUUCUCCUACCUUUGUUCUCUUCCUUCUAGUAGCUGUGUCCUGUAUUUCGUGAUGUGUAAUAGGAGUUCUUUUCAAUGUGAAAAGGGACUGUUCUGUCUGUUU
This is a messenger RNA of Lycium barbarum (goji berry), 6717 nucleotides long. Its product is annotated as autophagy-related protein 2. The coding region runs from base 334 to 6279 and encodes 1981 amino acids. Gene Ontology annotation, molecular function: phosphatidylinositol-3-phosphate binding. The record is from RefSeq and is a predicted model, not a curated record. Lineage: Eukaryota; Viridiplantae; Streptophyta; Magnoliopsida; Solanales; Solanaceae. Gene Ontology annotation, biological process: autophagy of mitochondrion; autophagosome assembly; piecemeal microautophagy of the nucleus. The transcript has 15 exons. Gene Ontology annotation, cellular component: extrinsic component of membrane; phagophore assembly site.